Messenger RNA from Mucor mucedo, 1425 nucleotides. RefSeq names its product Smg-4/UPF3 family-domain-containing protein. The record is from RefSeq and is a predicted model, not a curated record. The transcript has 4 exons. Gene Ontology annotation, molecular function: mRNA binding. Gene Ontology annotation, biological process: nuclear-transcribed mRNA catabolic process, nonsense-mediated decay; positive regulation of translation. The coding region runs from base 46 to 1167 and encodes 373 amino acids. Gene Ontology annotation, cellular component: cytoplasm; nucleolus. NCBI's taxonomy places the organism in Eukaryota, Fungi, Mucoromycota, Mucoromycetes, Mucorales, Mucoraceae.
CGUGUAUUUUUUUGUUUAUUAUUUCUCUUUCAAUUUAAAGCACUAAUGUCAGCGGUUGUAACGCCUUCAUCAACCCCUCUUGAUUCACCCAAAGUUGUAACAAAAGUUGUAGAUGGAAAGACGUCUACUGAAAAACCCAAGAAACGAACCAAAAAGAGGUCGAAACGUCAUGCACGUAAACCCACCUUAAAAACUAAAGUCAUCGUAAGAAGACUUCCGCCCAACUUGCCCGAGGAGAUUUUUUUCAAUUCGGUCAAGCCAUGGAUUAAUCAAGACAAUGUCGACUAUUCACUCUAUGUACCUGGCAAACUUAGCAAAAGUAAAGCAAAGGAAAGUGUAUUCUCGCGUGCGUAUUUUCACUUUAAGACGAUGGAAGCAGUCAUUGCUUUUCAUCAAGGAUUUGACGGUCAUGGUUUCAUGGACAGUCGUGGCAACGAAAACAGAGCUGUUGUCGAAUUCGCACCUUAUCAGAAAAUUCCCAGAGAACAUAAGACCGUCGAUGUUCGUCAAGGCACCAUUGAUGAGGAUCAGGAUUAUUUGGACUUUUUAGAAUCCCUCAAGGCAGAAGAAAAGAGUAAACACGACCUUGAAAACGAAACGGGUGAUGGACUUACACAAAUAGAGCGAUUAGAGAACAGAAUCGCCAUGGUGACAGCCAAGACUUUGGCUGCUGAACAGGCAAAUAAACCAAAGACGACACCACUUCUUGAACAUCUUCGUGCUCAAAAGGCAGCUCAGGCUGCGGCUAGAGUAAAAUCGUCUGGCAAGAAGACCCGAAAGCAGCGAUCGGAAAAGUCGGGCAGCACGAAAAAGACAGAAGGAAAGAAUGCACAGUCACCUAGUGUAAGUGGAGGUGUUGCUGGUACUGCUGCUGCAAGUGGUGGAGGAGGAGGGGAGGUUGUAAAGAAAAAGAGAGAACGUAACCGAAAGAAGAAGGAUGGGGAUAAGAAGGAAGGCGAAGGCACAAAUUCACCCAAACCUCCUCGUCCACCCAGAGAGCCUAGGGAAGCCAAGGAACCAAAGGAGCCCAGGGAACGACCUCCUAGAGAUCCAAAGACAAAGGCUCCCAAGCCAAAAAGACCCGCCAGAAAGAACGAUGAGAAUAAACCACCCGUUAAAAUUUUGGGACGUCAAACACCAGCAGCAGGUCCAUCAACUUCAGGAUAAUCCAAUUUAAUAUGAAAAAAAAAAGGAGACCAUUACACACAUCACAUAACCUUUCUGCCCAGUCAGUUCUAGAGUCAAUAUCAACAAUGGACUCUAUUUUUUUUUUACAACGCCAUCCAAUGUUUGGAUGAAACAAGCUAUUUUUUUUUCCUCACACAUAAUUUCUAUUAUCAAGGAUCAAAAUAUGCAUUAAAUUCAAUUAAAAAACACACACACAAAUGUGAACGUGUCAACGUCACAUUUAAUGAAAAAUCUAAA